AUGCCACAAGCUCGGAGGAAGACACCCUUCAGUGGGAAAGCUAAAAAGCAACAGUUGCAGAAUAAAAAACAAAAUAAAACAUUGCUGUUAUCAUCAUCUUCAAACACUGACAACUAUGAUGUUCUCGCUGUAAACUAUCAGCCAAACAGAUCACGAGGUAGAGGAGAUGCCAACAGAUUCGCUCUAAAGUUCUACAGAGAAUCAGAUGAGGAAAUGAAGAUCAAAAAGGAGGAGGCGCUGAAGGGUCUUCACCCAGUAAGUGAGAAAGAGAUGGAGAUAAAUCCCACUGAUUUUUUCCCAUCAGAGAUAGCCUUCCCGAAACGACCUCCGUGGGAUUUCAAAAUGACACCAGCUCAACUCGAUGCUCAAGAACAGAAGUACUUUAGAGAAUACAUAAACGAACUUCAAUCGUCGCCACAUUGGAAGGACAUGUCGUAUUUUGAGCUAAACUUGGAGACGUGGCGUCAACUGUGGCGGGUCCUGGAGAUGUGUGACGUACUGCUUUUGAUUGUCGACGUGAGAUUCGCCGGAAUGAUGUUUCCACCAUCCCUAUACGAGUAUGUAGUGAAUGAUCAAAACAAAGAUAUGAUCCUUGUCCUAAACAAGAUAGAUCUAGUACCCGCAUCCGUGGUCGCUGCGUGGAAGGAAUAUUUGACCAGGAAAUGCCCUGGGCUAAGGGUUGUCUACUUCACGUCUUGUCCAGGGUACAAUCUAGCCGGGGCGAGUGCUGAUAAGGCCGGCCUACAAGUACGACGUCGCAAGGGCAGGCAGCGCAUGUGCGCUGAGGGCGCAACCAAGAUCCUCGAAGCGUGCAAAGAUAUUGUCAAUGGGGAGGUGGAUCUGUCGUCUUGGGAGAAGAAGAUAAAGGAAGAGACUGACGUGGAGUUUGAUGAUGACGAGACGGAAGUUGGUGAAACGAUCCUCCAGAAGGCGGACACGACCUUCUACACCCACGAGAAGUACAAGAACGGAAUUCUCACUAUAGGCUGCGUGGGGCAACCGAACGUGGGCAAGUCGUCGCUCAUGAACGCGAUCAUGGGCAAAAAGGUGGUCAGCGUUUCCAAAACCCCUGGGCACACGAAGCACUUCCAAACGAUAUUUCUCACCUCGCAGGUCCGACUGUGUGACUGUCCCGGCUUGGUCUUCCCGUCAACAGUACCGCGAUCCAUCCAAAUCUUGAUGGGGUCCUAUCCCAUCGCGCAACUACGGGAGCCAUAUACGACGAUUAGAUACUUAGCGGAGAGGCUGGACCUACCGAAACUCCUGCGCAUAGAUCACCCAGAAAACGAUGACUCGUGGUCUCCGAGAGACAUAUGCGAUGGUUGGGCGAAGAAGAGAGGCUACCUCACGGCCAAGGCAGCUAGGUUAGAUACAUACAGAGCGGCUAACAGCAUUCUAAGAAUGGCUCUGGACGGAAAAAUAUGUCUGUGGUUGAGACCACCCGGUUUCACGGACAGUAGAUCAAAUUUCGAGUCGUCAGAUGAAAUCAAGUAUGUAAAGUGGGUGCAGGCGCUCACCAGUGACGAGCAGAACGUCCCAGAUUCGAUAUUCGACUCGGACACAGAGCGUCAUGCCGACUCAGGCAGUGGUGAGAGCGAGAGUGAGUCGGAGGAAGAUACGACGGCGAUCGCUAAUAAGUUCGCAGCGCUGGCUAAUGACUGA
Messenger RNA from Leptosia nina, 1662 nucleotides. The record is from the annotation of a GenBank genome assembly. NCBI's taxonomy places the organism in Eukaryota, Metazoa, Arthropoda, Insecta, Lepidoptera, Pieridae.